Huiozyma naganishii CBS 8797 is the source of this 1182-nucleotide messenger RNA. It is a transcript of the gene GPD1, whose product is annotated as glycerol-3-phosphate dehydrogenase (NAD(+)) GPD1. Gene Ontology annotation, cellular component: cytosol; glycerol-3-phosphate dehydrogenase (FAD) complex; nucleus. Bases 1 to 1182 code for a protein of 393 amino acids. The record is from RefSeq and is a predicted model, not a curated record. Lineage: Eukaryota; Fungi; Ascomycota; Saccharomycetes; Saccharomycetales; Saccharomycetaceae. Gene Ontology annotation, molecular function: NAD binding; protein homodimerization activity; glycerol-3-phosphate dehydrogenase [NAD(P)+] activity. Gene Ontology annotation, biological process: glycerol-3-phosphate catabolic process; carbohydrate metabolic process. The transcript has a single exon.
AUGGCCGCUGUAGAUAGAUUACAACACACCUCCAACGUGCUCGACGGCUCGAUGAAGAAGACCGCGUCGACGAUCUCCCUGAAGGAGAUGGACAACCCGUUCCACGUCUGUGUCAUCGGGUCCGGGAACUGGGGGACCACCAUCGCGAAGGUCGUCUCCGAGAACACCGUGGACCACCCGAGACUGUUCAACGCAGAGGUCAAGAUGUGGGUCUUCCAGGAGCAGAUCGACGGGAAGAACCUCACGGAUAUCAUAAAUACCGAGCACGAGAACGUGAAAUACCUGCCAGACAUCAAACUACCGGAAAACUUGGUCGCCAACCCAGACCUGCUGGACACCGUCAGGGACGCAGACCUCAUCAUCUUCAACAUCCCGCACCAGUUCCUGCCCAAGAUCGUCGACCAGUUGAAGGGCCACGUCAAGAAGACCGCAAGAGCGAUCUCGUGCCUCAAGGGGUUCGAGGUGGGGAAGAAGGGCGUGCAGCUGCUGUCCUCGUUCAUCACCGAGGAACUCGGCAUAGAGUGCGGUGCUCUGUCCGGUGCCAACUUGGCCCCCGAGGUCGCCAAGGAGCACUGGUCUGAGACCACCGUCGCGUACCAUAUCCCUGACGACUUCAGGGGCGAGGGCCACGACGUCGACCACAAGAUCCUGAAAGUGCUGUUCCACAGACCGUACUUCCACGUCAGCGUCAUCGAGGACGUCGCAGGGAUCUCCAUUGCAGGCGCGCUGAAGAACGUCGUCGCGCUGGGCUGUGGGUUCGUCGAGGGGCUCGGGUGGGGGAACAACGCCUCCGCUGCAAUCCAGCGUGUUGGGCUCGGCGAGAUCAUCAAGUUCGGACAGAUGUUCUUCCCAGAGUCCCGUGUCGAGACCUACUACCAAGAGUCAGCCGGUGUCGCGGACUUGAUCACUACUUGUUCCGGUGGGAGGAACGUCAAAGUCGCCAAACACAUGGCCAAGACCGGUCUGAGCGCAUUCGACGCGGAGAAGGAACUGCUGAACGGACAGUCCGCCCAGGGGAUCAUCACCUGCAAGGAGGUCCACGAGUGGCUGGAGACCUGCGAACUGCUGGACGAGUUCCCCCUGUUCGAGUCCGUCUACCAGAUCGUCUACAACAACGUCCCCAUGGACUCCAUCCCAGACUUGAUCGACGACCUGGAGGAAUUCCGCGUCGUCAAACAAUGA